This is a messenger RNA of Scleropages formosus (Asian bonytongue), 5495 nucleotides long. It is a transcript of the gene rin2a, whose product is annotated as Ras and Rab interactor 2a. The transcript has 11 exons. The record is from RefSeq and is a predicted model, not a curated record. Gene Ontology annotation, cellular component: cytosol; endocytic vesicle. NCBI's taxonomy places the organism in Eukaryota, Metazoa, Chordata, Actinopteri, Osteoglossiformes, Osteoglossidae. Gene Ontology annotation, biological process: signal transduction; vesicle-mediated transport. The coding region runs from base 2280 to 4817 and encodes 845 amino acids. Gene Ontology annotation, molecular function: small GTPase binding; guanyl-nucleotide exchange factor activity.
UUCCGGCGCGGACGGGACACGCGAGCCGAAAGCUGUUCCUCCGGAAAGCAACGAAUGAUGCCGGUGAAAGGCGCCGGAGCGUUCGGUGUCGCGCUUUUACCGGAAACGCGGGAAAGCGGUGCCGAACAGAACCAUUGCAAAGGCUGCAACCCAAAUGCACCUUUUCAAGUUUGUUCACGUUUAGCUCUUCGUUUCCAUUGUUUGCCUCGUUGGCGCAGCGGUUACCGUUAAACCGUCGCCUGGUCGUCUGAGGGUUCCUGGUUCCGGUCCCUCUCGCCGCGGUGGUUCCCCCGUGGAAGUACUUACUCUGAGCGGACGGUAAAAAGGAGCCUCGUGCACUAGCUGGUCGCGCUGCGCGAGGGAACCGGCUGAACGGAGGAAGCUACUCAUUGAUACAGGGUGACUUACGGUGCGACCUUUGUACGCUCGAGCUACUUACCCCGAUUUACCCCGCUGUAUCGCUUCAGGGAAGUACAGUACCGCGAUCAAGGGAACUGCAGCAGCGGCGGAACCCUGGCUGAGAGUCACGGUGACCACAGAGCGGAGCAGAAUGCAGCAGGUGCCCAGGGCUCACAUGGAGCACAGCAAAACACACGCACGUGUGUGUGACGAUGCUUUGUCGUGGCCGUUCAUCUCUCUCUCUCUCACCCCCCCCCCAACGUGUAAAUGAACAUCAAAGAGUGCCUCCGAUAUAGGCCGUACCAAUUAUAGUACUGUGUGUGUGUGUGUGUUCUGAACUCUGGUUCUUAUAAAUAAUGAAUCUUCACAUUGCUGACAAACAAACAAAGUGGAUACAGAAGAGAAAGGAGCCGCUACAGUUUACACGUGUGCUCGCUACCGGCGUGUACCACAAGCGCGUUUGUGGCUCGGUGUGUCCGGUCCCGGGUACGAGCGCUGCUCGGCGCGACCUCGGCUCCGUACGGGCGACGCCCCGUGGCAGCGCCGCGCCGUAAAGUCCCCGACCCCGCGAGUGCGGCUGUGGGGGCGCUUCCUGUCCGGCAGCUCCUCGCGCUCUUUAACACAUCCGGAACGUGCGUUUUGCCGCUGUGAAAUGUGGCUUCGGGAGGCGCUGCUGCGAGGCUGCCGUGGUUGGUGGCUCUUGGCGAAGAUGGACACGCGUCACGAGCAGGAAAGUUUUUUUUUGCCCGUUUUCUAAUAACUUGACAAAAAAUAAUCAUUUCUCCCUUUGCUGGUUUUAAGGUACCUCUUCGCUCCAAUGUGCUCCGGAUGCGGAGAGCGAUGGCAAAGAGCCUCUACUAGCAGCUGUCGGUCUCAUUUAUUCCCCUGAACGCAGCGCGGCCGGAGUGUGUGUGUGUGUGUGUGUGUGGAGGGGGGCUGCGGAGUCGCACCGCUUUGUGCUGCUCAUCUGCCCAUCUUGCGUCGGCUGCAUGUUCGCCUGCGCAGCCGAGCACUUCCUGAAGCGCCGCUCUGCGGUCGCUGCGGCUCGAGGUCCAGCAGCUCCCAGCUGUGACGCCACAAAAGGUGUGAAAACCGGCUCCUUAACCGCACUCGGUUCUCUGUGAGCACCGACUGCUUCGAUAAGUCGCGCUCGGCGUGUCCUCCGUGUCCCGACGGGGCAUUCCCACACGUCCGCGCUGCGGACCCCGGCGGCUGGGUGGCCGUCGCUGUGAGGCGGCGGCGUCCUGGAGUCGACCCCCUCCCCCGCCUCCUCAGGUUUCGCUCCUGGUUCCACGGAGCAGGAAGCGCGCGGUGGUUGAGAUGUUAGCUCAAGGCAGUGCUGUGGCUGGAAGGACCUGUUCCCCGACGUCUCAAUGCGGUCCAGCGGGUUUCUUCUGCGUUCCGUGGGAAUGAGCUUCGCGGGGACCGGCGUACAAAGGGCUGCUUGUUUGUCGCUUCCGCCGCCGCGGUCCAGGUCGGGCGCGAAUGGUUCCGAGCCCACGGGGACCGGGGUGAGACCAUCCGGGGAUUCGGCUCCGUCUCUCUCUCUGCUCUCCAUCUUCUCCUCUUCGCUCCGAGCUCGAGAAAAGGCCCUCGUUCAGGAAUUGAGAAAGUGAACGUCCACCGGUCGGUGCAGGACAGCGCUGUGAUGGUGACGCGGUCACUGUGGGAACCACAAGAGUCCCCACCCCCAUCGCUGUCUCUCUGUCCUGUGUGUCACAGGGAUGGAGGCCCCUAACGUCCAGCAGGUGGAGCAGUAGUGAACCCUGUGAGCUCAGAGACGGGUCUCUGGGCGAAGAGGUGCUCUUUCCCACGGGGACGUCCUACAAUGCGGUCCGGCCGAAGCGCUCGCGUGUGACCGGCGCCGAAGGACAACGGUGAUGCAGAGACAGUCGGUGGGGGACAGCGCGCCUCUCGGCACGUCGACCGAAACGUGCGCGUUGAGCAGGAACGGGAGUUUGUUCGAGCUCAUUGACAGGUUGAACUUGGAGGUUCAAGACCUGAAGCAGGAGAUGGUUCAGAUGAACCAACCAUUCGACAGCACGUCAACCCAAGUGCUUCCGCAGGGCUUGCAUGAGGAGCCCAGGGGGGUCCUCCAAGCAGCCCCCCCCACGCCGAUCUGCAGCCUUGGCUUUCACGUGCUGCCCCCCCACACGAACGUGCUGGAGAAGCUGACGCGGACACAGUCGGUGUGGCUGCAGCUGAGUCUCGGCGAUGAGGAAGCCACCCGCAUCCUGCAGGCCCAGCCGCCGGGGACGUUCAUGGUGAGGAGCUCCAGGAAGCUGAUGAAGAAGGUGGUCUCCCUGCGCAUGGAGGACGCCGCCCAGGAGCCCGUCCAGGACUUCCCUGUGCAGGAGACUAAGAACACCUUUUCUCUGGAGGGUUCUGCCAUCGUCUUCGACGACCUGGUCCACAUGGUGGCGUUCUACUGCGCCAGCAGAGACCUUCUGCCCUUCACCCUGCGCCUCCCAGAGGGCAUCGCUGCUGCCAGGACCAGUGCUGACCUGCAGGUGGCGGCCAAGCUUGGGGCAGGAUUCUGGGACUCCGCUCUCUGCAACCCAGGGGCCCCGACCGGAGACGCUUCCCAGCAGGACCGGCAGACACCCGCGGACCCCCUGCGCCCGGCGCUCUGCUUUCCGCACCUCCAGCCCCCAGGCAGCCGCCCCUCCGCAGCCCGACUCGGCGCAACGCCCUCUUCGCGGUCGCUUCCCAGCCGUCUGCCACCCGAGCGCGGCAGGAUGCCGGAGAUGGUGUACUGGAUCCGCAAGGCGCCCGACUCGGGGGCCCCCGCUCCCGGCGCCGCCGCCUUGGACCCCCUCACGCCUCCGACGGGCCGCAGGGGGCAGCUCAGCUGCCAGGUGUCCGUGGAGAGCCGCAUAGUGAAGGCGAUGCUCGAACGCUGCCAGACGAAGUUCCGCAGCGUCUCCUGUCCAGAAGAGGGCAGCAGCGGCGCCCCUUACGCAGCCCUGGAGGAGACGGGGCAACUGAGCGAGUCAGACCAGCGGCUCAGCGACGUCAGCAUGUCCACCUCGUCCUCCAGCUCGGUGGACUUCCUGUGCAACUACACCAAGCAGAGCAGGGCGUUUGGGGACAGCAGCGUGGAGGACGAGGAGGACGAGGUGGAGAACGAGGAGGAUGACGAUGACGACGAGGAGGAGGACGACUACCCCAUCAGGAUGGAGAAGCUCAAGGCCAAGAAGCGCCGGAACGCGGGACCCCCGAUGCUGUCCCUGUCCCUGCGGGGGCCCCUGCGCAGGAUGAGCGGCGCCCUCGACUCGCUGAUGGCCCCCGAGCGGCGCGCUGUGCGCCGGGUCCAGCGUCUCGCACGCGACAGGACCUCCUACUUCGGCUGCCUGGUGCAGGACUACGUGAGCUUCGUGCAAGAGGAGCACAGGUGCCACUCGUCCAGCCUGGACCUGCUGCAGACGCUGCGCCAGUUCCUCACGCAGACCAAGGCCUACCUGGCCCAGAGCUCCGAGCUGGAGCCGCCCAUCCGCUCGCUCGUCCCGGAGAAGCACAUCGACCCCGUGCUGGAGAAGGCUAUGCACAAGUGUGUGCUGAAACCGCUGAAGGGCACCGUGCUGACGGCUCUGCAGGAGUUCCAGGAGAAGAGCGGCGAGUGGCAGCAGCUAAAGGCAAACCUGGUCCAGGCCAAGAGCAAAACCCCCCAGGAACUGGGCGCGGACCCUGCGGCGGCGGCACCCGACCCCGUGACCGUGGAAAAGAUCCGGCACAAGUUCCACACCAUGUUCAAGAUGUACUCGCCGGAGAAGAAGGUGUCCAUCCUGCUGCAGAUCUGCAAGAUCAUCUACACCAUCAUGGAGGGCAGCUCAGUGGGCGAGCGAGGCGCCGACGACUUCCUGCCCAUGCUCACCUACGUGUUGGCGCAGUGUGACCUGCCCCAGCUGGACCUCGAGAUCCAGUACAUGAUGGAGCUGCUGGACCCGUCGCAGCUGCAAGGCGAAGGCGGCUACUACCUGACCAGCGCCUACGCCGCCAUGUCUCUGAUCCGGAGCAUCCAGGAGGAGCAGGCGGAGCAGGUGCUUCGCUCACAGACACGGGACACGCUGAAGCAGUGGCACCGGCGCCGCACGGCCCAGCGCAGCACCCCCGUCAUCGAGGACCUGCAGAACUACCUGCGGGUGGCGCUCCAGGACCCCGACUGCAGCUGCACGGCGAAAACGCUGCAGGUACCGCCCUUCUGCACCACGCGGGACGUGUGCCAGCUGUGUGCCAGCAAGUUCCAGGUGCGAGACCCCGAGAGCCACGCCCUCUUCCUGCUGACGGAGGGCGGCGCCCAGCAGCUCGAACCCGACACGCUGCCCCAGAUGAUCAAAGCGGAAAUACACAGCCACCCCGACGUGCUGCCUUUCCACUUUGUGUACCGGCCCCUCGACAACCUCAACCUGCGAGAGUGACCCCGCUCGGGGGGUGGGGGGGGCUCCCUCGGUGUGCGUUUCACCUCUUUGACCUGCUGUGACGAAUGCAUUCUGGGAGCUUUUCGCUGGAGAACUUGCGCCUCUGGCUCCUGGAGAACGAGGAAGAUUCUCAGCUGUGUUACGUGUGGACAGUAAAAGCAGAGUAAACACCGGUGUCUUACCGCGGUGCGUGGACGCCCAGCCACGGCGGCGCCCUUGUCUGACAGGCUGCCGGGCCGCGCGUGUCGAAGAGGAACACGUUGCCCUCCGUUUGCCGGCAGGGCUCCGGGGCGUCACUGCGCAGCUCAGCGGACGUCCACUUGUAGGGUCUCCGGUGACGGCGCUCUGGACUCCAGCUCAGUCCUCGUCCCUCAUCGGGGCUUUUAGUCGCCCAAAAGAAGAUGAUUUUAUUUACUGCUGCGGACGUCGCGUGUUUGACAGAUGACACGGGCACAGUUCCGUGUGCUAAAUGAAUGAAGGAAGGGAAAUGGACAUGUCCACGCUGCCUCCUCAUUGGUCCACAGCGGAAGGGGGACGGGGUGUCUCCGACACACUCUGCUUGCGUGGCACUGGAACACUAACGACUGUAAAUGUGCAGGUAUUACUCUUGUUAUUGUGACUUAUUAUGUUCGGUGAACCAUGUUUCGUUCCCUAAUAAAAUAGUGUUCGUUUUUGGAA